Molecule: messenger RNA, 948 nt
Organism: Hansenula ciferrii
Lineage: Eukaryota; Fungi; Ascomycota; Saccharomycetes; Phaffomycetales; Wickerhamomycetaceae
Gene: BUD16
Product: putative pyridoxal kinase BUD16
Exons: 1
Coding region: 1-948 (315 amino acids)
Biological process (GO): pyridoxal 5'-phosphate salvage
Cellular component (GO): cytosol
Molecular function (GO): pyridoxal kinase activity
Source: RefSeq, a predicted model, not a curated record
AUGCCAUUAGAACCAGCCAAAAGCAUACUUUCAAUACAGUCUCAUGUUGUUCACGGUUACGUGGGUAAUAAAGCAGCUACAUUCCCACUACAAUGUCAAGGAUGGGAUGUUGAUGUUUUGAACACUGUUAAUUUCUCAAACCAUACAGGUUAUGGCUCUGUGAGAGGUACCAAAGCUUCAUCUGAUGAUAUACAAGCUAUAUAUGAUGGGUUGAAAACUAUAAAUUGUAAAUAUGAUGCAUUACUUACUGGAUAUAUCCCAGGUGAUCAAGCAUUGGAAGCUAUAGGUGAAAUAGGGCGUGAUUUAAAACAGUCAAACCCAGAUUCAAUAUGGUUAUUAGAUCCUGUUAUGGGAGAUGAAGGCCAACUUUAUGUUAGUGAAACCGUUAUACCAGCGUAUAAAAAAAUAUUAAUCAAAGGUGGUGUUGAUGUAAUUACACCAAAUCAAUUUGAAGCUGAAUUAUUAGUUGGAUAUAAAAUUGAAUCAAAAGACACACUACGUAAAGCUCUCAAAGAGUUACAUAAUAAAUAUGAUGUUAAAAAUGUUGCUAUAACAUCUUUUAAAUUGGAAGAAGGCUCAAAUAUAUUGGCUGUUGCAUCAUCAAAACAUAAAGGUAUAAUAACAAGUUCAUUAUUUGAAAUACCAUUAAUAGAGUCUUAUUUCACCGGGGUUGGUGAUUUAUUCUCUUCAUUGUUAAUAGAUAGAAUAUUCAGAUACACAAGAGAUAUUAAAGAUCAAUAUUAUUUAGAAACUGCAGUGAAUCAAGUUCUUACAAUCAUGGCUCAAGUGUUGAAAACCACUACAGAAGCUGCUGAAAAGGCACUGGGUCAAGCACCAAAGUCCAAGAUGGGAGCUGCAUCGAUCAUGAAAGAAUGUGAAUUGAAACUGAUAGAGUGUCGUGAUAUUUAUGAGCAUACAGAACAAAAGUUUAAGGCAUUUGCAUUAUAA